Heterobasidion irregulare TC 32-1 is the source of this 1023-nucleotide messenger RNA. RefSeq lists its product as uncharacterized. The transcript is spliced from 4 exons. The record is from RefSeq and is a predicted model, not a curated record. Gene Ontology annotation, cellular component: mRNA capping enzyme complex. Gene Ontology annotation, biological process: polynucleotide 5' dephosphorylation; 7-methylguanosine mRNA capping. NCBI's taxonomy places the organism in Eukaryota, Fungi, Basidiomycota, Agaricomycetes, Russulales, Bondarzewiaceae. The coding region runs from base 1 to 1023 and encodes 340 amino acids. Gene Ontology annotation, molecular function: polynucleotide 5'-phosphatase activity.
AUGAAUACCAGAGAUCGAGCACGCUACGCCUCUGGUUCAGAACAGGAAGCCGAAUAUCAACGACCACAAAAACGCCUGCGCACUUCGCCCUCCCCCGACAGACCCAACGGAAACGGACACACCUCGAUGUCAUUGCCGCCGUUGUCCGUAUCCAUCCUCGGAGUGGAACCGUUGGAUGAGUUCAUUCGUGAAGUGGCCGACUUCGUACAUCAUAUGAUUAUGACUCGCGCGCCGGACUUGCAGGGUCAGGUGGAGGUGGAGGCCAAGAUAGGUGUGUUGAAGGACAAGGGAACCGGGCGCAGAAUCGCGCUCCCUGUUCUGGUCGAGACUAUCCUUACGCCACAAGAGAUAGAUUGUCGUUUUGAAUCAAAUAUGUCUGCAUCGCAACAUAAACACUUCAAUAAAUUGCUCAAUGAACUCAGAACGGCUUCCAGUCAACCUGGCCACCCAUCCACCACACUCGCCUAUGAUCAUCUCCGCCUAGUAGAUUCAUUCUAUUCUUCGGAAGGUUCUGGUGACAGAGACAAGAUUCGGGUGACCCGAAACGAAAAGACCAACGAGGUCAUCGAGUGCUUGAGAAAAGUGAGGCUCGGGAAUCUGGAUAUCUACAGCCCAAAACGCGCCGCGGAUUGGCGUAUAAGUGUAAACGUCGAAGUGCCAGGCGAGUACCCUUCUAUCGGUAAUGAUCAUCCUCUGUGUAGAGCGGCUAAAACUAUUCCAGUAAAACACCCUAUAGGCACAGCGACCCUAAAACGCCGAAAAGACCGGAUGAGUUACUCUCACGAGGAAUUCAGGAUUGACCUCACACAGGUAACAUCUCAGGCUGCACAAAGUCAACAGCCGGAAAUCCUUCACGAAUUGGAGCUCGAAUUUGCUCGGCCUGCUUUACUCCUUGCAACUGCCGCGAAACGCAACGAUGAAAAUGUCACUGAGCAUGAACAGUCAGCGUUUGAUGAACUCAUCAGAGCCUUCGUCAACAACGCGAGAAUACUAGUUCGUAAUGCUGGCGAAGGGUGGCAGUGA